Sinocyclocheilus grahami is the source of this 1431-nucleotide messenger RNA. RefSeq names its product troponin I, skeletal, slow d (gene tnni1d). The transcript is spliced from 9 exons. Gene Ontology annotation, biological process: skeletal muscle contraction; cardiac muscle contraction. Gene Ontology annotation, cellular component: troponin complex. NCBI's taxonomy places the organism in Eukaryota, Metazoa, Chordata, Actinopteri, Cypriniformes, Cyprinidae. The coding region runs from base 140 to 736 and encodes 198 amino acids. The record is from RefSeq and is a predicted model, not a curated record.
UGGCUGGACUAUAAAAUCCCUUUUGUCUCAACACCCUGUUGUUCUGCCUUCUGUCCGUGACCAUCAGCCAGACAGAAACCAGGUUUCAUCUAAAAUCUCUGGUUGAAUACAUUUUUUAGUAGUUCAGCAAGACAGCAAAAUGGGCGAUCCGAUACGAAGGCCUGGAAAUCCAAAAGUGGACAACAAACCUAAGUCAAAAAUUUCAGCAUCUCGAAAACUUUCUUUGAAGAUAAUGCUUCUAAACAGAGCGAUAGAGGAUUUGGAGAAUGAAAAACAGGACAGGGAAGAAGAGAAAAAUCGCUACCUCAAAGAAAAACACCCUGCUUUGCAACUUUCUGGACUCUCUCUGGCGGAGUUACAGAAUCUGUGUAAGCAACUCUAUGCCAAAAUCGAUGUAGUAGAUGAAGAGAGAUUCGACUAUGAAGAUAAAGUCAACAAGCACAACAAAGAUAUCAAUGAGCUGAAGUUGAAAGUUCAGGAUCUAGGCGGGAAGUUCAAGAAACCUGCCCUGAGGAAGGUGCGUGUGUCUGCUGAUGAGAUGAUGAGGGCCCUGCUGGGCUCCAAACACAAAGGCUCCAUGGAUCUCCGUGCAAAUCUGAAAUCAGUCAAGAAGGAGGAUAUCAAGCAAGAAAAGGUCUUGACUUCUGAGGUAGGGGACUGGCGUAAGAAUGUGGAAGCCAUGUCUGGAAUGGAGGGAAGAAAGAAGAUGUUUGACGCUGCUGGGGGAGGCCAGUGAAUCCCUUCGUGAAACCAACCUGACCUUCUGGACUGUCUUCACAGAGAAAAUAUAAAAUAGAAGGAAUGAGACUGAAGUGUUUUCUUGCUUUGUUGACCUUUCUGAGCGGCUGUUUUUCCAAGUCAACCCAUAUUAACUGCUAAGUAUUAGUUGACCCAAAAUGUAAAUCCUGCAAUACACAUCCUUUUGUUGAUUCUCACAUAAGUGCUGACACUGCUCUUAUUCUUAUCCAUGCAACAAAAGGAAAUCAGGGGCUGUCAAGAUCUAAAGAGCUCCAUAAAAGUACAUCCCAUGAUCUAUAUUUCAAGUCUUCUGAAGCUAUGGAUUGCUGUUAUGAUACUUUCAUGUUUUUUCUUUUUUUUUCAUAUUUGGAGCUUGACAGCCCCUAGCCAAAAUUAUUUUUCAUUGUAUGGAACAAUAAUAUGUGAACGAUAAUUUUUCCCCCCUUAAAAAUAAUAUUUGACAUAUCUUCAUUAAAGAUUAAAGUGUAGACAGAGACAUAAAAUAGGCCUUAGUAGUGUUACGUGUUUUUGAGACAUUUGCGGUUAUUUCAUUUCAUUAUAAAUGUAUCAAAUAAUAAUAAUAGUAAUCAAAAAAACUCAGACGGCAUGUGUUUGACUGGGAUAUAUGUAUGUUUUUGUGUGCUACAAUGAAGUCUUAAAUUGACAUUAAAAGUGAUAUUAUUACGCAGAAAA